Vairimorpha ceranae is the source of this 567-nucleotide messenger RNA. RefSeq names its product homeobox transcription. Lineage: Eukaryota; Fungi; Microsporidia; Nosematidae. Gene Ontology annotation, biological process: regulation of DNA-templated transcription. The record is from RefSeq and is a predicted model, not a curated record. The transcript has a single exon. Bases 1 to 567 code for a protein of 188 amino acids. Gene Ontology annotation, molecular function: DNA binding.
AUGAUUAAUAUUUUAGUUAAUAUUAUAGAGUUAGAAAAGAUGUACUUAACUGGAAACUCAUGUAGAAUUGAAUUAUCAACUAAAAUUAAGUCUAUUAAAGAUGACUUUAAAGAACUAUUUUUUUCUAAGAAAUUUAAAGAUUGUCAAUUGUAUAAAUUAAGUUUAAUUUUUUUCCUUGAACGAAUUAAAAGAAUUUUAAAAUUUGAAGAUAAUUUAUUGGAAAUGGUUCAAAAUUAUACAGAUGAAUUUUAUAAAAAUCUAGACGAAUUAUUAGCUGCACCGGAAACAAUAUGUUCCGAGGAAUAUUUAAAGUUUAUUUCAGAAAUUGAACAGCAUCAACGAAGCAAAAAAAUAAUGCGUCGUGCAAAUUAUCCUCACAAAGUUACUAAAAUUUUAAAAACUUGGCUCGAAGAAAAUAUGAAACAUCCAUAUCCAAGUGAGAUACAAAAGAUAUUAUUUUGCGAAAAAACUGGUUUAGAUAUUUGUCAAAUUAAUAAUUGGUUCAUUAAUGCUAGAAGGCGAAUUUUACCAUUACUUAGGCGUGAUGACAGAAAUAAACAUGAGUAA